Molecule: messenger RNA, 627 nt
Organism: Biomphalaria glabrata
Lineage: Eukaryota; Metazoa; Mollusca; Gastropoda; Planorbidae
Product: temptin-like
Exons: 3
Coding region: 137-520 (127 amino acids)
Source: RefSeq, a predicted model, not a curated record
CCGUGAAAUCUAGCACCGCUGUGUUAUUUUCGACCUGACACAAGCGUGUUCUCUCUAGGGCCGGCACGCAGUUCUUCGACUCGCCCUCGAGGUGGUACCAUCUAGUGGGGCGUUAGUUAAUCUACUCCCAGAUAAGAUGCUCAGACUUUUUUGUCUGGCCACACUGGUGGCUGUGAGCCUGGCUCAUUCGUCUUAUCAAAAGUAUAUUCCUAACGGUCAGCGUGUCAUUAGUCCGUGCGGUCAAGGAGUCUGGCAUGGCGUGGGUCAUUACAAACCAAAAGGAUCAGGAUCUUUGAAUCCUUUCGGAAAGGACUUUGCUGCUGCUGGACACGCAUGGACUGAAGCUUUAUGUAGACUUGACUCGGACAGAGAUGGUCGAACAAACGGUGAAGAACUAGGUGACCCUGAUUGUCAGUGGACAUCAAAGCAACGUCAAGAGUUGCCAGAGCCCACUGGACAUCCAGGUAUCUGUGAACCUGUAGGAAGUGCUAAAUGCACCUGGCAGAAGUUCACGUGCUAAACUGUGUUGAAUCAUGCGUCAGUCAUACAAGGAAGGCACUUAAUGGAACGUCAAGAAUUCUUUGUAAUUAAAAAAAAGAAUAAAUUGAUCUUUUUCUUUUAGAAUAA